AUGUCCGGAUUCCUUCGCCUGCUCCGCGACAAGUGGUCGCCGCCGCGCGACCCGACGACCUCGCUCGCCGGCCGCACCAUCCUCAUCACCGGCGCCAGCACCGGCCUCGGCCUCGAAGCCGCCAUCAAGUGCGCCCAGCUCGGCUGCGCGCGCCUCGUGCUCGGCGUGCGCGACGCCGCCGCCAAGGGCGAGAAGACGAAGCAGACCGUCCAACAGCGCGCGCAGCGAAAGCGAAAGAUCGCCACGCGCGAGGCGACGGGCGACUGCGUCAUCGACGUGUGGGAGGUGGACUUUCUGGAUUUUGAGAGCGUUGAGCAGUUUGCCGAGAGGGUCGCGAGCGAGUUGGAGAGGUUGGAUGCCGCUGUACUAAAUGCGGGCGUAAGCAUGAAGGAGUUGAAGAGGAGCAAGCACGGGUGGGAAGAGACGCUGCAGGUCAAUGUGCUGGGGACGGCGUUGCUGGGGUUGUUGUUACUGCCAGUGCUAAAGAAGAGCAACGAGACGGUCCACGAUGGGAGACCGCCGGUUCUGGAGAUUGUGGGAUCGAGUUUGUAUCGGCAUGCGAAGCUGGGCUCGCCAGGGGAGAAGCUGUUGGAGAAAUUCAACAGAGAAGAAGGCUUCAAUGGGCGGAAGCAGUAUGGAAUUUCAAAGGCACUCGUCAUGUAUGCCAUGCGAAGCCUUGCGGCUAUGGAUGCAUACACCGAGGAUGGGAAGGAUGUGGUUGUCAUGUCGGCAUCUCCAGGAUUCUGCAAGAGUGACCUUCGGAGACAUUACACCGGCGCUGCAGCGAAAGUCUUUGGAUGGCUGUUCUAUGCCAUCUUUGCCAGAGAGGCAGAGGAAGGCGCAAGAAGCUUGGUUAGUGCUGUUUGUCUGGGCGAAGAAGCGCAUGACGGAUUCUGGCACAGCGAUAAACUACUCGAAUUGGACCCGAUGCUCAUGGGAGAAACAGGCGAGAAGAUGCGCCAGCAGAUCUGGCACGAGAUCGUGGACGCUGUUAGGCGAGACGUGCCGGAGGCACUCGAACUGACGCAGAACGGGCGGCGCGAAGCGUGA
Messenger RNA from Lasiodiplodia theobromae, 1050 nucleotides. Its product is annotated as Short-chain dehydrogenase/reductase SDR. The coding region runs from base 1 to 1050 and encodes 349 amino acids. The record is from RefSeq and is a predicted model, not a curated record. The transcript has 2 exons. NCBI's taxonomy places the organism in Eukaryota, Fungi, Ascomycota, Dothideomycetes, Botryosphaeriales, Botryosphaeriaceae.